Molecule: messenger RNA, 201 nt
Organism: Penicillium paradoxum
Lineage: Eukaryota; Fungi; Ascomycota; Eurotiomycetes; Eurotiales; Aspergillaceae
Exons: 1
Coding region: 1-201 (66 amino acids)
Source: RefSeq, a predicted model, not a curated record
AUGGCUUCGGGAGGCGAGCGCAGGGACCCCGCUAAUUUGCGCAUUGAACCCAUUGAAUCUAUUGAACCGCAAUUUGCAUUGAAGAAUGUCAAUUGCUCGCGGGGGGUGCAUGGAGAGGUGCAGAUUUCAACGACUUCUCAAUGCCGUCGCACUGCCGGCGGCAUGGUCGUACUCAAAUGCCGCAAUGCCGAGGUGGGAUGA